CUGCUCCGAAGUGGGAAAAUGUGCUGCGACAAGUGGAGCCGCGUGGCCGAAAUGUUUCUCUUCGUUGAAGACCUGGAGGAGGAUUGUAAGAUCCUUUGCCUGUGCUCCAGGGCAUUUGUGGAAGAUCGAAAAUUGUGCAAUUUGGGAUUAAAAGGCUACUAUGUCAAAGGCAAUGGUGACAAUGCAGGAGACCAAGCAACAGAAGAGGAGGAAGGUGGCACGGCAGAGUCACAUGACAGCAAAGGCUUAGGCCUAGAUGAAAGUGAACUUGAUUCUGAGGCUGAACUCAUGAGAAGUAUGGGACUACCACUCCAGUUUGGUGGUGUAUCUGCACAUAAGACUUUUGAGGUGUCUAUGAAUACUAGAAAUAAAGUUAAAGUCAAAAAGAAAAAGAAAAAACAGCAAAAGAAGUACUUGCAUGAAAUUAUGAGAGAAUCUUGGAGACAAGAAUAUGAAGAAGAUGACAUUUUGGCUUCCGAUGAUCCGUCUUCAGUUGAACAGUAUGAGAACACCAAAACAUGUGAACUUCAAACCAAAAAGGACAUUGAAACUGAAAAUCUUCCUGUUGAAAAUACAUUAUGCCCAAAGCUAGAAAUUACAGAGAAGUGGGAAAAGUAUUGGAAUGAAUAUGGCGGAGGACUCUUAUGGCAAAGCUGGCAAGAGAAACAUCCAGGUCAGACACUGUGUUCUGAACCUUGGAACGUUCCUGAUACAAAGGAGGAAUGGGAACAACAUUAUAGUCAACUCUAUUGGUAUUAUUUGGAACAAUUUCAGUAUUGGGAAGCUCAGGGUUGGACUUUUGAUGCCCCAGAAACCUGUGAUACAGAUACUGGUGAGCCUAAAAUAGAGGUUGACGACGAGAAAAAUGAAAAUUGCAUAAAAGCGGACUUAACGUCUUUUCCAUCUUCAUCUAUAACCAUUGAUAGUGAAAGCUCUAGUUCAAGUGAUAAAGAGCAUAAUGAAAUACUUGAUGGAGUUAGUAACUUAAGUCUGAAUUCAGAGGAAGUGGAACAGAGCCGGUUAGAUUCUUCAGUAAGUUACGAUGGAUGUCAGUUGCUAAGUGAAGUCGGCAGCAGCAGAGAAUGCCCUGCUGGCCAAAGUGAACCAUGUCACGGAGGAACCAAGGACAGCAACGUGUCUGGGAACAGAAGCGCAAACCAACCAGCUCAGGAUUCACAGGACUCUUCCGAAGCAAACGCAAUCAGAGAAAGACCACGCUCCAACAGUAUUGAUGGAGACGAGAGUGAAGAAGAUCCACCUGAACAUAAGCCAAGCAAACUCAAGAGGAGCCACGAGCUGGACGUCGAUGAAAACCCAGAUUCAGACUUUGAUGACAAUGGUUCCCUUCUGGGAUUCAAGCAUGGCUCAGGACAAAAAUAUGGUGGAAUUUCAAAUUUCAGUCAUCGGCGGGUCAGAUACUUGCAGAAGAAUGUGAAGUAUAAGUCAAAGUUCCUGGACAUGAGAAGACAAAUAAAUAUGAAAAACAAACACAUCUUCUUUACUGAAGAGUCAGAUAAAACAUUUUUCAAGAAAAGCAAAGCUUUGACUAAGGUAGAAAAAUUUCUAAAAUGGGUUAAUGAACCAAUGGAUGAGGAAGCAUCACAGGAGUCAGUUUCUCAUGACAACGUGCAAGACACGUGCACAAGCAGUGAUUCAGAGGAGCAAGAAAUGUCUGUUAAAAAAGGCGACGACCCACUUGAGACGAGCAGUCAAGAACCUGGAAAGUGUCACGCCGUGUCUUCAGCUGGUGAACUGGAAACAGAAAAAAAUGAAGGAGACAGCACAGUAACAGCUAUUACACAUCAGGAAGAUUGUGUUACUCAGAUUACACCAGACUCUCUACAGGUCGACACUGAAGCUGAAAGUAAAAAGAAGAAGAAGACAAAGAAAAACAGGAACAAAAAGGUAAUUGGCCUGCCUCCCGAGAUAGCUGCUGUUCCUGAGCUGGCAAAGUACUGGGCCCAGAGAUACAGGCUCUUCUCCCGUUUUGAUGAUGGGAUUAAAUUGGACAAAGAGGGCUGGUUUUCCGUGACCCCUGAGAAGAUUGCUGAACACAUUGCUGGCCGGGUCAGCCAGUCCUUCAAGUGUGACAUUGUAGUAGAUGCAUUUUGUGGAGUCGGAGGAAAUACCAUUCAGUUUGCCUUAACAGGAAAGAGAGUGAUUGCCAUUGAUAUUGAUCCUGUUAAGAUCGAUCUUGCUCGCAAUAAUGCAGAAGUUUAUGGAAUAGCAGACAAGAUAGAGUUCAUCUGUGGAGAUUUCCUCCUGCUGGCUUCUCACUUAAAGGCUGAUGUUGUGUUUCUUAGCCCCCCUUGGGGAGGACCAGACUACGCUACCGCAGAGACCUUUGACAUUAGGACCAUGAUGUCUCCAGAUGGCUUUGAAAUUUUCAGGCGUUCCCAGAAGAUCACUAAUAAUAUUGUUUAUUUCCUUCCAAGAAAUGCUGAUAUUGACCAGGUGGCAUCCUUAGCCGGGCCUGGAGGGCAAGUGGAAAUAGAACAAAACUUUCUUAAUAAUAAAUUGAAGACAAUCACUGCUUAUUUUGGGGACCUGAUUCGAAGAUCAGCCUCUGAAUCGUAA
This is a messenger RNA of Puma concolor (puma), 2577 nucleotides long. It is a transcript of the gene TGS1, whose product is annotated as trimethylguanosine synthase 1. The record is from RefSeq and is a predicted model, not a curated record. Gene Ontology annotation, biological process: 7-methylguanosine cap hypermethylation. Gene Ontology annotation, molecular function: RNA cap trimethylguanosine synthase activity. NCBI's taxonomy places the organism in Eukaryota, Metazoa, Chordata, Mammalia, Carnivora, Felidae. Gene Ontology annotation, cellular component: nucleus.